ACAGGACGAGUUGUCAUGGCAACUGUACAGCAUGUGCUUACAAAAACAAGAGCUUGACCGUUCACCGACAGUUCUCUCGACACUCGACAUCUACGACGCCAUCUUCUUCUUCCAGCGUUCACCGGAGAAGAGGACGGGAGGCGAGCGUUGUAACGGAGGGAAGCCGAAGAGAGUCAACGAUGAGCGGAGCCAAAGCCCGCAGCGACGCGCCUGUUGCUGAAAAUGUCUCCGGCGGCGGGCACAGCACUGCGGCUCCUCCGCGGGACCGCAAGCCCGGCGGAGGGGUUCUGAAGAGGCUCAAGUCCCGGAGGAGCCAGGUGGACAGCAGGCCCGUCACGGAGGAAGACCUGCAGACACAGAGUGGACACAUCACGCCGGAGGAUGUGUUGGGACUGCGGGUGGCUACGCGAGGGUACCUCUGUAAACCUGAGGACAAUAUUUAUAACAUCGACUUUGUACGCUUUAAGAUCAGAGACCUGGAGACCAGCACUGUCCUGUUUGAGAUUGCCAAACCCCCACAUACAGACGACGAUGAGGAGAACAGGGAGGCAGACGCCAGUGCGGGACGAUUUGUACGCUACCAGUUCACUCCAGCCUUCCUACGACUGAGGACUGUGGGAGCUACGGUGGAAUUCACAGUUGGAAACCGGCCUCUGAACAACUUCCGCAUGAUCGAGAGGCACUACUUCCGGGAUCACCUGCUGAAGAGCUUUGACUUUGACUUUGGCUUCUGUAUCCCAAACAGCCGAAACACCUGUGAGCACAUCUAUGAGUUCCCCCAGCUGUCUGAGAGCCUGGUCCGUCAGAUGGUGGAGUGUCCUUAUGAGACCCGGUCAGACAGCUUCUAUUUCGUCGAGAACAGACUGGUCAUGCACAACAAGGCAGACUAUGCUUAUAAUGGAGGACAGUGAUAUCUGCCUGCUAGCAUGCCAACACACACACACACACACACACACACACACACACACACACACACACACACACACACACAUAAACAUGUGCAUGCACACACAUCUCCUCACAUUUAUAGAUAUACAUAUACACACAUGCAUGCAUACAGCUGAACAUACAUACAGUUCAUUCUCUCAUACAUGCACAAGCAGCUACAGACACAGUUGAAUCACCUCUUAUGUUUGUAAAGAUGAAUUCAUUGUGAUCAUUUUCGGGGGUGUAUUUGAUAUUGCAGGAGCUCAAUAUCAGUUUCUGCUCUGAUGUAAAAAACAGGAAGCUUCUGUUAGAAAAUGGUUUAAAACUGGUUAAUUUAUCAGUUUUUAAUUAUGGAAAAAUCUGUUUUCAACCAAAAGAGGACUCAUCACUCUAGUGGCCAUGUGACACAUGUCUUAAACAGACUGAAUGGUUAUUCAAUUGACGGUUAGUCUCCUUUUAGCAAUUUUAAAAGUGUCCUACCACCCCCUCGAUACACACACACACACACACACACACACACACACACACAUUCACACACACACACACACACACACACUCAAUCCCCAAGUGACAGACAAAGUGUUUACACAGUGUUUGUCAGAAGCAGCUGUUCUCAGAGCUACCGCCUCCACAAUCCACUCCAGACAAUAUCAGGGGAGAAAGAGAGAAACCAUCCACAAAAACACUCCUGUCAAACACACAUGGUCACUCCUGUGAUCCCCUCCACAUCUACCACCCCUCCUCUCUUGCUUUUCAUAAACACACAGACACAUCAGCAAUAGUACUGUAUAAGAUUUUGAUCAAAGGUCUCUUUUUUUUGUCUGUUCAACAGUUUUCUCUGGUUGAUAGCAACAUGGAAAAAGGUCAGGUGAAGGUUAACUGCGGUGCAACCGGAACCUUGAACUGUAACCAUUCAAAAGACAAUAACCUCAAGGGAAAUUUCAAGUCAAAAACUUCUCAUGAGUUCAGAGAAUGGCAGAAAUGAUCUGAUAUCAUGAUGCAUGUGAUGAUAUAAACAAAAAAGGGUUUUCCCUUUUUUGAUUUGUAAGACUUUAUCUGGUAUUCACUGUGGAAAAAAAUGAAAAUGGUAAAACUGUACUUGGUCCACUGAAAAGGUUUAAAGCCACAUAAAAUAUUUGUCCCCUGUUUAAUUACCUGUAUUUUUAAAUAAUGUAUUUGUCAGAUACGUUUUAACGCAUCAAAAUCAAAUUGGAAUAUGUCUGGAAACUGAGUGGUCUUUCUUCUAGCUAGAUAGUGUACUUCCUCUUUGUACUUUGUAAACUUUGGUGUUCGGGGUUAAAGGUAAAGAUAUAUAUAUAUAUAGUUUGUAAAAAGUGAUCAAUUAAAAUAAAUGUACAUUUUCAGAUACAA
This is a messenger RNA of Dicentrarchus labrax (European seabass), 2298 nucleotides long. Its product is annotated as protein unc-119 homolog B-like. Lineage: Eukaryota; Metazoa; Chordata; Actinopteri; Moronidae. Gene Ontology annotation, cellular component: cilium. The transcript has 5 exons. The record is from RefSeq and is a predicted model, not a curated record. Gene Ontology annotation, molecular function: lipid binding. Bases 180 to 911 code for a protein of 243 amino acids. Gene Ontology annotation, biological process: lipoprotein transport; nervous system development; cilium assembly.